This is a messenger RNA of Periophthalmus magnuspinnatus, 2442 nucleotides long. It is a transcript of the gene ttyh2l, whose product is annotated as tweety homolog 2, like. Gene Ontology annotation, molecular function: volume-sensitive chloride channel activity; intracellularly calcium-gated chloride channel activity. Gene Ontology annotation, cellular component: plasma membrane. NCBI's taxonomy places the organism in Eukaryota, Metazoa, Chordata, Actinopteri, Gobiiformes, Gobiidae. The record is from RefSeq and is a predicted model, not a curated record. Bases 187 to 1791 code for a protein of 534 amino acids. The transcript is spliced from 14 exons.
UCGCAUCAUGAAAAGUUUAUUUCUGAACACUUGCGCACCCCCUUCGAAUCUUUUAUCAUACACUAUUGGCCAGUUGAAUGUUUUUCUUUUGUCUUUCCCCCUGGGGACAAUCUGGAGACAGCUGGGAUUAAAGUGAGAAGUGUCAGUGCUUGACUGACAGCGGUGACCGUUUCUUUUGAAGCAGAAAUGGCCACCGCGAGGCUCGAUUACGUCGCUCCGUGGUGGACUUAUUGGCUGCACAAUUUUCCUCACCUUAACUUUGUGUUUCAGUCUGUGGACAACACUUUCAAACCGGAGGAGCCCAGCUACCAGCAGUCUAUAGUUGUCUUUGCGUUCAUUGGUGCUGUGGGUCUGUGCCUGAGCUUGUUGCUUUUGGUAGUGUACUUGGUGUGGCUUUGUGUCUGUCGCCAUGACAUCGAUGAGGAAACCAAAAGACCUGAUACCUGCUGCAUCACAUGGGCUGCUGUUUUAUCUGGCCUCAUCAUUUGUUCGGCGGUGGGAGUGGGUUUCUAUGGCAACAGCGAGACCAAUGAUGGGAUGUACCAGCUGACCUACUCCCUGUACAAUGCCAAUCACACGUUUGGCACUAUCAACAGUAUGGUUACAGGGGCCAAGGAAAAUGCAGAAACUGGCCUAAAGCAGCAUUUGGAGCGCCUGGAUGAGCUCUUCUCCACGAGGCCAGAUCUGCUGCAGGCUCUGCGCUUCAUGCAGUUAAUGGUCAACAACGUAAUCCAAGAGAUGACCGCCCUCCCAGACCUGAACACAGCCAACGCCAACCUGGGGAACGUGGCUGAUCAAACGGCUUUCGUGGAGUAUUACAGGUGGCUGACGUACCUACUGCUGCUGAUUUUUGAUCUCGUCAUCUGCCUGACCAUGUGCUUAGGAAUGGCCAAACAGUCCAGAUGGCUCCUCAUCCUGAUCAUGGGGUUGGUGAUGCUGUCGAUGAUACUCAGCUGGGUCUCACUGGGAGCAGGAAUGGCUACUGCUGUGGGCACUAGUGACUUCUGUGUAUCUCCAGACAAAUUUAUUGUGAACCAAACCAAGGAUGUUAUUACUGCAGAUGUUGCACACUAUUACUUGUUCUGCAGUCCUAAUCUACCAAAUCCUUUCCAACAGUCCCUGACAAUCUGCCAGCGCUCUGUGACCACCAUGCAAAUCCAGAUCCAGAACUUACUGCGGUUAACAGUGCCCAUCUUUCCCUCUGCUGAGAAAGACCUUUUGGGGAUCCAGCGACUGUUGAACUCAACAGAGUUCAGUCUGCACCAGCUAACAGCCCUGCUCGACUGCCGUGGAAUACAUAAGGACUAUGUGGACGCCCUAAUAGGGAUGUGUUAUGAUGGGGUGGAAGGGCUGCUCUACCUCUCUUUGUUCUCUCUGCUGGCGGCCUGUGCUCUCUCUGCCAUGCUGUGCACAAUCCUGAGAGUGUGGACACUAAUGGGCAGCAGAGACCGGGAGUAUGACGACAUCGAUGAGGAGGAUCCCUUUAACCCCCAGGCCAGACGUCUGUCCUACAACCCCAGAAGGUCUAACAUCCACAGUUUUUGUAGCUAUACAAGUAGCAUUGGCAGUCAGACAAGCCUCCCACCACCUCCUCAGUCUGCUUCUAACACUUUACAGCCCCCUGAAUACAUGAAUCAAGCCAUGCUGUUUGGAGGCAACCCUCGUUAUGAGAAUAUGCCACUCAUAGGGAGAGGAUCACCACCGCCAUCGUACUCACCCAGUAUGAGGACCCCCUAUAUGUCCAUAACUGAAGCUCAGAUCAGACACUUUGGCACUGACUUCCAGAUAUAACCUUCUACAUAUUGCUUCUCUAAAUCAUGUAGAGAAACACUAUGAGACUCUGGGAAUGUCUUCAAGGUGUUGUCCUCUUUACAGCGACUGAGGUCUGCUGUAGGACACGACUACAGGCCAUCAUACUGAGACCUUGGAUAGAAUGACUACAGAUGUCUCCUGAUUUAUAAUGAUGAAGCUGUGGCUCAAAUGUGAGCUUUCACAAUGACGGUUUGUUAUAUUGCAAUUAUGUGGUUUGUAUUACGUUUGCCAGUAAAAUCUGGUCAGUAUGUUUCUGAAUUAUUGCAGAAAAUAGGCAUGGGACACCGUAGCUAUUAUUUGACUGCCAUUAAGACAAAAUGUUUGGAUGAAUAACUUUAUUAGAUUAAAGACUGAAAGACUGAUGCAUGUUUGAAAAUGUUUUGCAUUGACCACAGUAUAAAUUUGUUACGAGCUAGAAUAUUAUAGGGUUUUUUUUUAUUAUUAUUAUUAUCAUUAUUAUUUUAUUUCAUUUUUUUUUUUUUUUAUUCUGUAAAUAUUGUAUGUUGUAUGGAAAACCUUUGCAAACUCCACUGGAUUGGCCUACCCCAAAUGCCUUACCUGUUAUGUGCUGUUCAUGUAAAUUGUGCACUGUCUAUUAUUUUCUUACGUGAUAUGAGUCCUACAUAAACC